Molecule: messenger RNA, 4766 nt
Organism: Homalodisca vitripennis (glassy-winged sharpshooter)
Lineage: Eukaryota; Metazoa; Arthropoda; Insecta; Hemiptera; Cicadellidae
Product: leucine-rich melanocyte differentiation-associated protein-like
Exons: 6
Coding region: 40-903 (287 amino acids)
Biological process (GO): melanocyte differentiation
Molecular function (GO): protein binding
Source: RefSeq, a predicted model, not a curated record
GAGUUAGUUGUGAUUUGUAAUAUUGAACAGUUAGGAAAAAUGCCAGUCUCUGAAUCUUUCUCUUGCACAUUUACUUACACAUUGGCUGUAGUGACGUCUCCUCAAGGUCAGACUGCUAUAUGUGACAGUGAAGGUAAAGGAACUCCUAAACGAAGUUUGGCUCUUGCAGCCACUGAUAAGAACUGUGUCCUAUCUCAUGUCUGCUUCACCCUCAAUGUGCAUUCUCUGCUAGGGAAUAUAGCUCAGCUGAGUUAUGUAGGACAAGAUGUUCACCGCAUCCCUCCCAUACUAUCGAAGUUAUAUGGUGAGCGAGUAUUUGAACUGGACCUGAGCUACAACUCACUUACAAAUCUGCAGGAGCUCGGUAACUUCCGUCACCUCACUCACCUUGUACUGGAUAACAAUCAGCUUGGAGACUCGCUGAUGUUGCCUCCCCUCUCCUCUCUGCAUACACUCUCGCUCAACAAAAAUAACAUCACAAACCUGGAUUUGUUAUUGACCAAGAUAGAGCACAAUACACCUAAUAUCAAGUACCUGAGCUUGUUGGGCAAUCUGGCGUGUCCAAACCAGUUGUCUGACCACAGCAAGGAUGACGAGGACUAUCAGCGGUACAGGUACUAUGUUCUCCAUCACCUGCCAAGGUUGCAGUUCCUGGAUUCCCGGCCUGUGUCUCAGGAGGAGAGGGAGGAGGCUCGACGCCGCGGGAGGUUCAUGAAGGUCAUCAGACCAGCUAUCACCAAUACAGAGAGACAGUGUGAUGAUGAUUGUUCCAGUUCAUACUCUCCACUUCCUCCAGCCAACAGGGAUGGAAGAGAACAUCAAGGCAUGUAUGGGAAAUGUAGAUUCCGAUAUGUUGGGAAACACUCUGAAGGGAACCGGUUCAUCCAGAACAACGAUUUGUAACUCUGUUUGGGUAAUUAAUGCAAGUAUUGUUUGUAAUAUAUGUAAAUGAUUAACCCUCAAUAUGGCAAACACCAGAUGUCUGACGUCAAAGACUACUUCUGGCUCUGGAACCGCUGGACAUCUGAUGUAAAACAAACAUUUGGGGAAUACUAUACUUUUAAUGUAGUUCUACUUUUUUAGUUUCAAUAUGAACAUUAUUGUUGCAGAACAAAAUCAAGCAAUCAAAGUCAAUUUGACUACAUUUUUAUAUUUUCUCUUUUUUAGGUAAUUAUAUCUGGUUUUGUAUUGCAGCAGCGGUAAGAGAGGUUUUGGUCAUAUAAAAUUCAACUUUGAAUAAGAUCAGUUAAGAGAAUUAUAGCUGACCAGAUAGUUUAUUAGGUAGUAACAACGCAAGUGAAGAUCCUUCAUAUACUAGUUUUAUCGUAUAUACUGUAAAUUAUAAAAAAAUUAAAUCUUCUAAAAGAAUUAACCAAACAUGGUUAAACAUUUUAUAAAUGUUCAUACAGGUGUACUUCUUCUGAAAAAAGGUCCAUAACUAUUUUAUUGGUAUUAGAGCUAUUAAACUAAUAACAAAAUGUGAAUGUCACAAUUAUGUUAAUCAUUUAUCUGUAAUUGAUUCUCAAAAACCAUUCAAGAUACAACAAAAUUACUUCUUAGAAUAAGUGUAGGAAGUAUUGUAAGCAUUCCAGAACACUUUUUUUCACUUGGUCCUUAUAUAACAGUGAUACAUUUUUAAAAGUCACGGCCACCAUAUUGGAACAAAAUGGUGUUCCAAGCUGGUGUUCUAGUAACUUACUAGAUAUUUACAAAAUCAAUUUUAGUAUCAAGUUUGAACUAGUUUGGGCUAUUUUUGGAAGCCGUGUUAUGUACUAUAUUUAUAUAAACUUAGAACAGAAGUGGUUUUGGGUUCUGGGAGGCAUCUUCAGUGAAGUUAUGUAGAAAUAAGUAAUAUAAAAAUGUAUCUUCUUUAUAUACUUUUCAUAACACCCUUACUUAUACAGGGUGACCACCGGGAACCGGACGUUUUUUUAAAUAAGCAUAAACCACUUAUUUUUUAACAUAAAACUUAUUUUAUUACAUAGAAAUGUUUGUAAUUACAUGCCAUUUAGGGAACAAUGUUACUUAUGGAAUAUAACGUCAAAUAGAUGGUGUCCAUUUUCUUAAAGGUUCCUAACCUUUUAAGAAAAUCCGCAUGUACACGUUCGAGAAGCUCUUGAUCAAUUGCUGCCACUUUUGUCUUGAUUGCAUCCUUUAGCUCUGCCAAGGUGCGAGGUUUGUUGUUGCAGACUUGUGAUUUGAGGUACCCCCACAAAAAAAGUCACAAGUCGUCAAGUCUGGUGACCUUGGGGCCACUGGAUGUCGCCGAAACGGGAAAUGAGCCUUCCUGGAAACAUCCGACGGACCACAGCCAUUGACAAGCGAGCAGUAUGCGGUGUGGCACCAUCUUGUUGAAAAUAAACGUGUUCAUUUCUGUCUAGACCUCUAGACAGGAUUUUGCUUGUUAACUUCUCCAUUUAAAUUAAAAUGUGCCUCAUCACUCAUAAUGAUUAUUGUGCUGUCAUUAUCUUCGAGCAACACUUGCAUGUGAACGGCGAAGUCCUCUCGCUGAGCGUAAUCUCUUUCCUAUAGCUUCUGAACAACACACAUUUUAUAGGGAUGAACUUUGCAAAAUUUUCCGCACUGAUUCACGCUUUAACCUUUGUUCACUUGCAUGUCUUCUUGCUGAACGACUUGGGCUCCGAAUGAGGGCUAGUCUCACCCUCUCGACGUUUUCCGGCGUCCUUACGGUCUUCCUUGGGCCAGGAGAUUUUUUCUUUAAAAUAACUCCUGUCGUUCUCAGAUUUUAAACCCACCUGAGAAUAGUAUUGCGGGUAGGAACCGUACCAUGGCGUCCAAGGUUGAAAUGAGUGCGAAAAAUCCGUUGUACCGUUGUAACAGAUUCGCCAUUUUGCACAAACGCGUCGUAUGCAAACAUGCGAUGCUCCACUGUCCACUGCUCCAUGGCUACUGAAAUGGCAUUGUAUAGCGAAGUCAUUCACCACACUCUCCCCCCUCUCCCAUCUUGGCUGAGCGUGUACUAGCAAUUCCAAAAACGUCCGGUUCCCGGCGGUCACCCUGUACAUUUCUACACAGGUAGUAAAACUGUUCAUAGGAGGACUUUAACAGUUUGAUUAUAUACAAGUUUAAAUUAAAUCAUAGUUUCUAGUUUUAGAAUUAAUACAAAGAUGGCAAAGUUAUGCUGUGGUUACAUUUAGUCAUAUAGAGUUCAAUCAAAAAAAAUAUAGUUUUAUUUUUAGAACUGUACAAAAUGUACAACGUUUAAGUUUAGAACCUCAUAUAGAAUUAAUGAUUCAGGUUGUGUGCCUUGAUGUUGUGAAAUAGUUGUCAAAAGAGCUUCCAAAAUUGGUUGAAGGUGUUUUUUAUUUAUAGUUUACAUACAUGUAGACCAAAUAAUAACGUAAUAAUAUCUAAAGGAAUGGAUAUUAAUUUACUGUAAAAAGAUAAAACCGAGUGAUAAUAUCUUGCCCGAUUAUUGUUUAGUACCAAUAAGCAAAUCAUAGAGCAUUGUUGGAUGUUUAUCUUUAAGUGAAAAUAGUUUUGUAUGAGGUACAGGUGAUGGUUAAAGAGAACGGUCUAGAAAUUAGAUCUAAAAGACUACAAAUAAAAAGCCCAUUUUAUUUUUAUUAACUAUAUAUUUAUUUUAUAUGUUAUAAUCACAUACAUUCACACUCACCAAGUGAAUGUAAAUGUAAAAUAAAUUGUGUAUACAGUUAAAUAUGAAUUAUACAAAUUUAGUUUUUACUUUUAAUAUGAUUAAGCAACAUCAUACUUCAUAAUAUGUAUAAUGUAGAUAUAAGUUUUUACAAAAAGAACAAAACUAAAAGAAUAAUUAAAUUCGAUAUAUUCACCUUAAAAAUGCACAAAAUGAAAUUAUAAGUAAAAGUUUAUUUUACUGUGUUUAUUUUCUUUUAGUUGGAGUGUUCCAAGGAAUUUUCAGUUAGGAAAUUACUCUCUUUGUUUAGCAUGUCAAGUCUGGGAUUAUCUAAUCAUAACUUAAGAAAUCUGUAUAGUUAUUUUAGACAAGGUUUAAUCUAGUUUUACAUUUUAUUAAAUAUACCAACAAAUAAUACAACAAUUAUACCAACAAAUUAUUUCGUAGUUAAUAAAGUAUAGAACAUUUAAUAUUUUAUGUAUUCAUUGUAGAUAAUAAAACCUAAGGAAAAAAGUACUUAAAAAAACAUCUAAUUCGUUCAACAAAAGUUUGUUCUGAUUUUUAUGUUGGUAUUUAGUUAAAAAAGUUGCUAAUCUUAGAGACUUUAUUUUUUUACCAAUUGUGACGGUGUAUAUUUUGUUGACUUUGGUAAUAAUUGUAUUUGUUAAACGAUUGAAGUAGCAGCAUUGGUAUGUUCAUUAUUAAAAGAAUUUAUUGAUUUUUGUAUGACUUUUUAGGUAUCUAAAAAUACUACUUUAUAUAUACAUUUUGGUAUCAGUUGAAAGUUCUUAUCGUGUGUUUAUGUUAUUGUUAUUAUUUUGCUGCUACUCUAGUUCCCUUUUUUGUUAUAUUAUUUUGUAGAACUUCUGUGACUUAAUUGGACUUUUGCCUGUUUUGUAGCGUAAAAAAUAAAUACUUAAAUAUUCAAAAUAUGCUCUUUGGCUUCCGAAGUUCCAAUGUUAAUCUUAUGGAAGUAUUUUUGUUUAGUUUAGAACACUGAUUGAUAAAAUACAUUUGUUGUUCAAGCAGUUACUCUCAAUAUACAUAAUAGGCUCACUAACUUUACUUAGUAUCAACCUAUUUUAAUUAUAACCUACACUUGUUACAUGUAAGAUAAAGAAUUGUAUAUUACAAGACUUUCAACAUUUAA